This is a messenger RNA of Scleropages formosus (Asian bonytongue), 870 nucleotides long. It is a transcript of the gene mcts1, whose product is annotated as MCTS1 re-initiation and release factor. NCBI's taxonomy places the organism in Eukaryota, Metazoa, Chordata, Actinopteri, Osteoglossiformes, Osteoglossidae. Bases 165 to 710 code for a protein of 181 amino acids. The record is from RefSeq and is a predicted model, not a curated record. Gene Ontology annotation, molecular function: RNA binding. Gene Ontology annotation, biological process: formation of translation preinitiation complex. The transcript has 6 exons.
CGCAAAUCAUGCCGCAAACUGACAGUAGGUGUCGCAAAGUUGUAUGUGGAGUACGGGAAGCGUGGAUAUCGGGCGCGAGCGAAGGGAUUAAUGCUCUUUAGAGACACCGUCGUCAACAAAAAAAUAACAGGGACCAUCAUAUUGAGAGGAAGAGGACCUUGAGGAUGUUUAAAAAAUUUGACGAGAAGGAAAAUGUGUCCAACUGUAUCCAGCUGAAGACCUCAGUUAUCAAAGGCAUUAAAAACCAGCUGCUGGAGCAGUUCCCCGACAUCGACUCAUGGCUCAACCAAAUCAUGCCAAAGAAGGACCCGGUCAAAAUAGUGCGAUGCCAUGAACACAUUGAAAUCUUAACAGUAAAUGGAGAACUGCUUUUCUUCAGACAGAGGGAAGGACCUUUCUACCCCACACUCAGACUGCUCCACAAGUAUCCAUUCAUUCUUCCUCAUCAGCAAGUAGACAAAGGGGCCAUCAAAUUUGUCCUCAGCGGAGCCAAUAUCAUGUGCCCAGGGCUCACUUCACCUGGGGCAAAACUUUACCCAGCUGCUGCAGACACGAUAGUUGCCAUUAUGGCAGAAGGAAAGCAACAUGCGCUCUGUGUUGGUGUGAUGAAAAUGUCAGCAGAAGACAUAGAGAAGGUCAAUAAGGGCAUUGGAAUUGAAAAUGUUCACUAUCUGAACGAUGGAUUAUGGCAUAUGAAGACGUACAAGUGAAGACCCCUCCCCAAAUCUCCUCUGCACAGCUGAAGCUGUGGGAGGGGCCUUCAUGUUGGCUGACUGCUAUUUUGCAUCUACAGAAUUACUCAUGUAACCGUCUGUAUCUUUGAUUUGAUCCUAACAUAAUGCUCAAUAAAGUUCUGCAUUUAGAUCAUAA